AUGAGAGGAUGGUGUGCCAUUCGAAGAAGGACGGAUGAUCGUAGACAGAGCUCCUGGAAUAUUAGGCUUUCCCGAAGUGGCGGAGGGGCGAAACGGGAAUAUCCCGGAAGUGCACUGGAGCAAACGGCGACCUUGAAGGGACCUGCAGACAAAAACCGCCGCAGGAUUUGGAGUGCACAGGACGAAAAGCUUUCGAGGCAUGGGGACUGUCUACGAGUCUGCACCUACAACUGUCGCACCAUUGCCUCGAUAGCCGACCGAACCAUAUUAAUGGAGGCUAGUAAAAGACUUCGUUUCGAUGUCAUCGCUCUCCAGGAAACAAAAGCAAAAGAAACAGCUACCAGGAAGACCAACGAUGGCCACCUAAUUGUUCUCGGAGCCAAACUGAGCGGAAGAAAUGUCGGUGGUGUUGGAUUCCUCGUCCACCAUCGGCUCGAGCACAUGGUCGAUUCAGUCGAAGUGAUCGGCCCGCGACUGGCCAUCCUACGUCUACGCAUCGACAAGCGCACUUUCUGGAGUCUGCUCGACGUCAGCGUGGUGGAUGCAUUCCGCACUGGGAGCGACCAUAGGCUGGUUAGAGCAAAAAUUCGUCUCCGAGCGAGAAUCCGAAGACGCGACUUCUUCCGACCCCCUCCCAUACGGUUGCCACAUUACGACACAAACGCCAUGGAGACGGCCGCCGCUCACUACACGUGGCAGGAGGCGCAAGACUUGUCGCAAGACUAUACCAUGCUCAUAGAAGGACUUCGACAUUGCGCUAUGGCAUCGGCUAUCACAACAAGGACGGAUUCGAAUGGCAGGAUUGACGACAAGGCUCGCGCACUUCUGCAGCAACGCGCUGUCGUCCAUCGUAACCCUGCAUCAACACCAUUGGAGCGCGCCAUAGAAGAGUGGGAGGUGGAACACGCCUUGCGUCAAAUGAAGCCGGGGAAGGCACCAGGACCUGACCGCAUCUCAGUAGACUUUCUGAAGUCGGCGUCCCGCACC
Cooperia oncophora is the source of this 987-nucleotide messenger RNA. The record is from the annotation of a GenBank genome assembly. NCBI's taxonomy places the organism in Eukaryota, Metazoa, Nematoda, Chromadorea, Rhabditida, Trichostrongylidae.